Messenger RNA from Pecten maximus, 3319 nucleotides. Its product is annotated as transmembrane protein 222-like. NCBI's taxonomy places the organism in Eukaryota, Metazoa, Mollusca, Bivalvia, Pectinida, Pectinidae. The transcript is spliced from 6 exons. Bases 136 to 720 code for a protein of 194 amino acids. The record is from RefSeq and is a predicted model, not a curated record.
AUUAAUGGAAUUAAUAUAUGUUCAAUGUACAUAGUUUUAAAAUAAAAAAACUUUUCUGCUCGCACAAAAGUCAUUGUUCUACUGAGACAAUGUAAACCAUACGUUUCAAUUACAAUUACGAAUCUCUCCCGACAAAUGGCCGAGGUGAAAAUUGCUCCCGAGAUCGAGUCUGAAAAAACGUCAUUUAACUCAAUGCCAGGACAGUUACCGAUGUAUACAGGUCAAAAGAUUGACCAUUACAAAUGUCGAUAUCCUUACUCAAUCGUUUGGACGCCAAUUCCGUGUCUCACAUGGCUGUUCCCUUUCAUCGGUCACAUGGGCAUCUGUAUGACAUCUGGAGUCAUUCGUGAUUUUGCCGGCCCCUACUAUGUCUCAGAAGAUUGCAUGGCCUUCGGAACCCCAACAAAGUACUGGCAGCUGGAUAUCAGUAAAGUCAGAAAUGGGAAGGACAAUUGGGAUAAGGCCGUCCACGAAGCAUCGGAGGAAUACAAGGGCAGAAUGCACAAUCUUUGCUGUGACAACUGUCACUCCCACGUGGCGAUGGCGUUGAAUUUAAUGCGUUACAACGGAGGCUCAAGCUACAACAUGGUAUACCUAUGUUUUAUGAUGCUCAUACACGGAAAAUAUACCAGCGCCUGUGGCUUUGUGAAGACCUGGCUACCAUUUCUCAUCAUGGCCUCCAUCAUAGUAACCGUUGUUUUGGUGAUGCAUGUUGCUUAGCAACGAAAGUCACAAUAACCAGGAUAAGUUGUUUGGCUGUGAUAUAAUACAUCUUACUGUCAACUUUACUCAUAACUAAUUUCAGGUGACAGUGGAAAAUGAUUUGAUAAUUCUGAAAGUCAUUGUUCCCAUUUCGUAAGAGUAAUACAGUUGAUCUGGUCACAAAAGUUCCAAAUAGUCCAGAAUGAGUUGUUUGUGAAGUUGACUGUAGAAUCGUGUUGUUUUUAAUUAACCUGUAUUAUAAGUGUUGGGACGAUUAUCAACUCUGACAUUGAUUAAUAUUGAUUAUUUAUUGAUCUAGAGAUACUUCAACAUCAUCAACACAUGGUUUAAUGGGGUUGAUUAUAAAAUUUAUCAGGUCAGAGUGGCUGUUAUAUGUUAAGAAUAUGAUGUAAGUGUAUAUACUGAGAUUGUAUUAUGUUGUAAUUUUGUACCAAAUUGUAACUUCUAUAAUAGAUACAUGUAGUUGUAUAUAGUAUUUAAACUACAAAGAAGGAUCAGAAUAUCCAGUUGGCCCUUGAUUUUUAGCAGUUUCAGAAGUCAAAUAACCAUUUCUCAAAAAAUUGAAGGGUCAAAACAUAUGUCGAAUAGACAUGUUCCUUCAAACACAUGAGACAAAUUUCUGAUUUUUGAGAAUCAAAAACAUACUCUCAAGGGUCUACCUACUGGAUGCCCUGAGAAUACCCUUUAACUUACUCACACAGACAAUAGCAUGUUGAUCCCAUAAUGUGUCGAAUAUGACUUGAUAUAUAUAUAUAUAUAGCAUUAAACAGUAUUAAAAUUCAAUAAGCAGGACUUAAAAUAUUGCUUUUCUCAUACAGAAAAAUUAUUAAUUAUUAUUUGUAUCUAUAAUUCAUCAAUCACAUUCAACCAAUAAUUGUAAGAUGUUGACAAAAUUAUAUCUAACAGUAUUUAAUAUUAAAACAGCUUUAAAAUGCCGCAGGAUAACAAAACAUAUUUACAUACAUUGUAUAUUGUUUUUAAGAUAAUGAAAAUGAUUAAUUUUAAUUGAUAAUUAGUACAUCACAUCUAAAUUAUUUCCCCAUAACUGUGUGUUAUGUUCAGUUUAGAGGAUAAAAAUGUGAGAGAAAACCAGAGUACCCAGGAAAACCCCAAAUGGCCUUAGAAGUGACCCAUACAUCUUCAUGUCUUGGUGGAGAUCCAUACCCCAGCUGGCAGGUAAUAGGCCAGUACACUAUCCACUACUCCAAUUUAACCACAAAUAUCAAUUGCUUGGAAUGGAUAUUGAUCAUAAUUCAAUAUAUUAAAAGAUAAGUUAUAUAUUGGAAAUUUAAUAUAUUAACAGAAGUGAUAUAUUGGAAGUAAAAUGCAAAAGCCAAAAUUUGUCACAACAUAUCUUUCAAGGACAUAUAUGUAAUUAUCUACAACUUAAAUAGCUGUUAUUUCAGGUCUGAUUCGAUCAGAGUUAUUGGUGCCAUAAUUCCUCCUUUGUUACAAACGUUAUAUAGACCUAGAUUAGUAGCUGUUUUCUUACAUUUUCUAUAUAUUAUCAAGAGUUGGUAUAUUUACAUUUUAAUGUGUUAAAUGUCAUGUAUGACUAUUGUAGUCAAAUGAUCAUGGAUUUUGUCUUCGAUAUUAUAUGUGUAUUACAUAAUUAUAAAUCUUUGAGAAUUUUGCUGUGUUUUAUAUCAUGCAACAUUAUUGUUAUGUUUCUCAACUAUUUACUAUGAGACAACUGAACAAGGGGGAAAAAAAGUAGUACCGUAUUUGACCUAAUACUGUAAGUGCAUCCUGCACCUUAUAAUAAGCGCUACUGACGCUUUUUCAGGAAAAGAGGAUGGGAAUGCUAAUUGAUACAAAUAAAAAAUGUUGUUUUCUCACUGAUCUGACAAUAUAUAAAAUCUUCAGUCUUUUGACCAAAGACUCUAGGUUGUUUUUGGUACUUUUUACGACAUAAAAGUAUGUAAACAAAGAUAUUUGUCCCGCCUUUUCAAACAGAAUUUUUGUUGUAGGUGGUUUUAUUAAGCUCACAUCUCAUGUGCUUUUGAAAGUACAUUGUGAGCUUAAAAGGUCGAAUGCAAUAUGUAUAUAUGUAUAUAAAAUAUCAUUCGCUUUUUAUCCAUAAAAACUGUAACCUCAAAUGAAAUAAAAUCAAAAGUGCUUAAGAAAAAAAACCCAUUAAAGUUCAUUAAUUUACAUUUAUUAAAUGAUGACUGUUUUUGUUCUUGUAUAAGGUUUCAUGAUUUCAAUUUUAAAGUCAUCUUUUACAAGGUUUCAUAAUUAAUUUCAAAAUUUUAAUUUUUGAAACUGCUAGGCAUUGAUGCAAAUAAUACCAAGGGGAGGUAACUCUUGAAGUCUUAUGGUUCAAAAACAUAAUUGCUCGUCGGACGCAAGUAUAAUUGAAUGAUGUGUUCAUGUUUCUAUAAAAGACAAAGUCUGUGUAUUGAUGUUGUUGUUUGUAGAUAAUUAUAAUCGUGUACCAGAGGUACGGUUGGUUGAAAAACAAACAAAAUAACAAUAUUUUAAAGGAAUUAUUUUAAUAUGGAAUUAAGUCUUUAUUGGAAAACGAUCAACACCUCAUCUUUUUUUCUGCAAAGACUCCAAUCCUGAAUUUGUUAUUUAUGUAAUUGAAUCAAAU